GUGACUAAACAACUGAGAAGCAAAUAUAGAGUUAUAGUGAAUAAAAUGCUGUUGAACUGAAUGAGUAACUUUUUGUAAUAAAAUGUAAAUAUUGAAAUUUUAAGGAAUAAAUAUGUUUAUAUGAGCCUAGGAAGUAUGGUGAUUAAAAAGCAGUUCAUAAUCGCCUUGGAAGUGUUUCUCUGUAGUGCAUUAAUGGAAGAUUAUUCCCAAUUGCAUAUGUAUGACGGAUCUGACUUUUUGGUAGUUGUCUCGAGCUCACUGUUUGUUGACAAAUCUUUAUUCAUAAAACAUUUUUUCGACAAAACCAAAACAGGUGACGGGAUUUUAAUAUUGACCCCUAGGAAGUUUGGGAAGACUACCUGCAUGAACAUGGUAAAAAGAUUUUUUUCCAUCAACACUGACGAAAAAGGGAACAUCAAAGAAUUAGAGGAAACUUCCAAUUACAACUUGUUCAGGAACAAUAAUUUGGACGCUUACAGAUUUAAACGACUUUUUUAAAAAGCACUUUGGUAAAUACCCAGUUCUUUCGAUUGAUUACAAGGCACUUAGUGAAGCUUCUAGUUACGACGAUUUUAUAGAGACUUUAAAACUGUUAUUGAUGAAAAGUUAUCGUGAUCAUGCAUACCUUUUGCACGAUAGUAAUCAGUGGUCAGUGAAAAAUGAAAAUAAUGGACUUACUAGAGAGAAACUGAAAUUGUACAUGAGUAAAAUGACUAUUGAAAAAUUACAUUUGUCAGACAUUAAGACUUGUUUUAAAUUGUUGUGCCAAGUCUUGAAUGAACAGUUUGGAAGGCGUGUUAUUGUUUUAAUGGAUAACUUUGACGCUCUUGUGGAGAGCCCACUAUUUUCUCGGAAUCCAAAUAUGUCCAGUGUCUUCAAAGACGUAAACAGUGACUUACUUCGAUGUGAAAGUGUGGAAAGGUCCUUGGUGAUGGGAAGGGGAUGUGAAUUAGGAUCGUCAUCGGAGCUAUUCCUUCCCGCCAAUAUCAGGACAACUACCCAGGCGUGGCCGUACUUCGGGCUGAGUGUCGCCGAGCUGGAGGAGCUCUUGCGGCAUGUCGUCAGGAGACCUGAAGCUCGCGAGAAAGCCAUGCACAGAAUUCUCCACAGGGAUAGCUGUAGCAAUACGAGGAGUUGUACAGUAGCUGCAGACAAUGACAGGCCAGUAGCUAAACAAAUGUAUUGCUUUGAAUCUCUGAUGGAAUAUUUUAAACAAGAAGAAGCGAAUGAUUAUCCCGCUUAUGUAGAAUACGACUUUAAGUAGGGUUGCUCCUUUAUGGAUUAUAGUAAACAACGUUACAAUAAAAAAUAUUUUAAAAAUUAUUUUGGCUAAAUUUAUUUUUAUGCUUUGUUUUUGUGUGUUUUGCAAUAACAUUUCAUAAGAAAAGCACUGUUUUAUGUGAAAUAAACCAAGUUAUUUGCAUAUGUGAGAAGUUUUUAAUUUUCAAUAAAUCUUUCGUAAUAACAA
Homalodisca vitripennis (glassy-winged sharpshooter) is the source of this 1468-nucleotide messenger RNA. RefSeq lists its product as uncharacterized. The transcript is spliced from 2 exons. Bases 599 to 1264 code for a protein of 221 amino acids. NCBI's taxonomy places the organism in Eukaryota, Metazoa, Arthropoda, Insecta, Hemiptera, Cicadellidae. The record is from RefSeq and is a predicted model, not a curated record.